ACAGGUGAUAGUGAUACGGGUGCACACGACGUCAGGUACCAUUGUCUCAGUGUUGUGUAAUGGCGGCCGUCUAAACACCCCAGUCUGUGUGAUACAUCUACCCAACAACAGUGAUGGAGUGGUUGUCCGUCUUUGUAUUGGCGUCCGUCCUGGUGUCCGCGAGGUUUCAGCAGCAGGGACAUCACUGUGAUUCAUUUAAUGAAUUGACAACACACGCAAGUGUCCAAGGUAAUGGCCCAAGUCUACCACAGCUACCUGACAGCUUCCAGACAAACCUCGAGGUGAACCUGAUGGAGCUCAACACAACCAAGGACGUCGUGGAGUACUUCGAUAACACGGGCAACAGGGCGACGCUUGUCACCUAUAGCGAAGGAACAGAGACCCGCGUUAUAUUUAACUACGAAUCCAACGAACUGUACUACAUCACAAAUGGUGUCUGCCAACUGUCCAUAUUGUCGGACAGCAUGUAUUCCGACCUGUUUGGUGUGGAAGACUCGGAUGGAUAUAAACAUAUAAUGACCAGUAACACCGCCCUCAAGUUUGGACAAUCAUAUGGAGAGAGAUAUAUUGGUAAAGAUGUAAUCCGGGGAAUCAGUGUAAACCACUGGCAAGCCUGUCUGUACUGGGCCAGGAAAGACGCCAACUUCACCGUCGACUACUACUUCUCUGAUUCCAUUUGGCACACAUCAUCCGAAUUUUUGAGUGUACCUGUUCGAGCAGAUGCUAAAGGCGUCAUGAACAAGCCUGGUGGAGCUCAGAACUUUCAUCAUGUCUACGACUUCUAUGCAUUUAAACCAUUUGCUGGGGAUAAUCAACAGUUUGAGACACCACCAGGAGUGAUAUGUUCUGGCCGUCAGAAGGGCCAGGCUAUGCCUGCCCUACCAAAGCAGUUCUACUACAGACAGGAGGUUGUCUCCCCUGAAGAUGGUUUCGUGACCUCUGUCGAUGUGUGGUAUGACGAGGCUUACCGACUGGUGAGGUUAGACUACCGUCCUCUCAGACCAGGUCCACCGUUCUACAACGUCAACCCCAUCACACAGAUAGAUGACUUCAACGGAGGAGUGAGAUACAUGAAGGAUAAUAUAAUGGGGAACUGUACCAUUAUGGCACUAGACAACGCCACAUUUGGUGCGAUGGAGAACCAGACACUGCUACACAACAAUGGUAGUUUUCUGCUCCAGAUGAAGAAUCCCCUUCAGCUCUUCACUAUCAACAAAAACUUCACAUUCGUAGGCCAGAGGCCUUGUCGCGAUUUGCAAUGUGAUGUGUUCUCCUCCAAAAUGACGCAUUUUUACGUUGAGGGUCAGAAUCAGCCUAUCAAUACAACCAUUGAAGCUUUCUUCCUCUCUAGGAGCAUGUAUGAUGUGCCCAAUCAUGGGACAAAUACUGACGAAUUUGUUCCCAUCAGACUGACAGUUGCCAGCGAUACUCCAUGGGCUGAUUUCUACCGAGUUUACAACAUUAUAGACUUUGACAAUCAACAUGCAGACCUCUCCUCAUACCAAAUCUCAUCCUGUUAUCCACCCGAAUCUAAAUUUCAAUUCAACAUCCGCUUCCCAGCUUUAUAUAACCAGGAUACAGCCGAUAUAUUUAAACUGAAGACACGGUUACUCAUGGCAGAGAAAAUGAGUGUUUCGCCUAUACGGGUCCAAGAUGUCUUUGUCGAACGCGACGUAGGUGACGUGUUUCUAUUUGCCACAUUGCUGGACCGGACUCCAGCUACAGCUCAGUUCACAUACAUUACUGGGCGGGAGAUUGAGAAACACGACGAUAUGGUGAUUCCCAAAACUACCUCUCCUAUGGAGUGUGCUGACUUCUGUGUGGACCUGAAAAAUAUCACGUGUAAUAGUUUCGAUUUCUGUCCUAUGGACAGUGGCUCAUGUCGUCUCAGCCGCAGCCAUAUUGGUGACGGGACAGCAGUACUCAUCCAGAGUCCUUGCUCUCAUUACUCAAGAAAUGUGAAUGCCCCACGUCGACCUGAGGUAACUAUACUGGAUGCAUAUGCUGCCCUCCGCAUUGCUGUUUACAACCAGGAAUUGAUGUUUCAGGUAGAAGAGGAUAAUAGUCAGAUGGUUGAAUACGAGGCCGUGGAUACACAGGUCAUACAAGGGCUGAUCACCCCUGUAGCAAUGCCCAAGCUAUCGGGUCAGUUCUCCUACAGCCAGGAAGUCACAAUACCAAGCAUAGCCGAGGUAUACAGUUCCAAGGUUUGGUACGAUUCCUCUUACAAAUUUGUACGAUAUGAUUACCAUCAAUCCUACAAGCCAACACCGCCGUUUUACUCCACCAACCCGAUGACACUCAUACAUGACUUCAACACAGGUGUGGCCUAUACUAUUGAUAGGGACUUUGAGAACUGUACCGUGGCACCCAUUGGAUCCGCCGGUAUUGACAGUGAAGUAGAUCCAAAGGUCGCCCUGAAAAAUGGAGCGUAUGUUGUGCAGAUGAAGAGCCCACUUGAAUUUUUCCAUAUAUCUAAUAACUACAAAUUUAUCGGACAGAAAUCUAUUCGAGGCCAACUUUGUAGUGGUUACGAAAUCCUCGUUCAGAACUUCGGUAUGCCAGGACUGUCUUUUACCAACAACACAGCUCUCAUCAGGUACUUCUUCCUCGAGGGUGGCUGGACGGAAGUGCCAGAGGAUUCCAGGGAUCUGACGUUUUCUCAACCUGUCCGCAUGGAGAUGACAAUAAUGCAGCAAAGUCUAUUUAUUGCAUAUGACUUCUUUGACUUUGAGGAAGUGUCACACCCAGAUCUUUCUGUCUUUGAUAUCAGAAAAUGUUUCAGUGAAGCCAAUCAACGCCAUUUUCAAAUUCAAUUUCCUGGUAAAUUCCAUCCAUUCUUGGAUAUCUACAGCAAAAUAUUCCAGCUGAUGUCCCAGAUAAAAAUGUCUGAGUGCACCAAUGCAUCCGUCAUCCGUUUCCAGGGAACACAGGUGGAUUAUGAUGACGACAAUAUCUACGUCACAAGCACUCUCCUCGGCAGGAACCCUUUCCUGGAUGAUUUCACGUUGGUGCCGGGAACAUUCUCACCCCACAAGUCUGAUGCCAAUUUCCCUAAUAUCGGUACGGUGAAAAGCUGCGCUGACCUCUGUAGCUCUCUCAGCAGCUUCCCUUGCAAUAGUUUUGACUACUGCCCCCAGGCCAACUAUUGUUUCCUCAACAAAAAUCAUAGUCAGGACGGAGCGAAGGUCAACGUCAGAACAGUCUGUUAUCACUAUUCAAAAACUGUCCAGGCCAGUACGGUUUCUAUUCCUAGCAUACAGCAAGCUUACACCAGACUAAAGAACGUUGUUUACUCAGGGAAGUUUAACGUCACCAUCCCCAAUGGUGAAAUGGUAACGGCCAAAAUAUUUUCUGCGUCUUCAAUCCGUGACGACAUUGUACGGCCUAAUGGUCAACAACAAACAGGACGGAUCCUCAGUAGAUUCCAUCAGAUGAAGAACAGCAUUCUGUCGGGAUCAGGUGACGGUCAAGAGACUCGGUUGGCCGUGGACGACUGUGCUGCAGCGUGUCUCGGGGAGGAUUUAUUCGACUGUCAGUCAUUUAGCUACUGUUAUAACUCGGAGACCUGCUUACUUAGUGCCACACAUCCUGACGAAAACCUCCAACAAGUCAAGUACAGUUCUGCCUGUGAUCUCUUUUCACGUCAGUAUUUAGACAAUUAUGACGAGUUACCAGGAAUGGUGUUUAAAAUGACAGCCACAAACGCGCUAACUGUUAAAACGAACAACUUGUGUGCCCAGAGAUGUACUACGAGUCUAUUGUGUAAGUCAUUUGACUAUUGUGCCAGCUCCAAGUCAUGUUUACUGAGAAGAAAACACACACUGGAUGUCCCCGACUCUUUCCUCACGACAUCGCCUCAAUGUAACCACUACUCGAAGAAGUACUUAUUUGAUUUCAAGAAGAAUGAAGGAAAGCAGAUGAAUUACGGCCCAGCUUUACUGUUCAGAGGGAUAUCGGUUGAACAAUGUGCCAAGUCCUGUGUGGAAGAACAGUCCAUAAACUGCCAUAGUUUCGACUUCUGUAGCAACACAAGCACAUGUAUGCUUCAUAACCCACAACCAAAGCAGGCUCCUCCAGGAUCGGUAGUCGCCAGUGCCAACUGUAGUCUUUAUACUAGACGAUUUUUCCCUGGAAUGACACCUUCAAGUAAUAUGCCGACCAUUCGACCUUACAAUCCCGGUAAUAACCCGGGUACAGGAUGUGGUCAAUCUGCUUCCAAGACUGACAGCUCCUCGUCUAAUGCUAGCGCAGGUGCGUUUGUGGGUGUGGCGUUCGGUGUGUUCCUCCCAGGACUGGUCCUUGGUGCUGUGAUAGUGACACUAUUUCGCAGCUACAGGGAAAAGAAAAUUAAGAAAGAUGAAAUGAACGUGACUUUUGUCAAGGACGAUCAUGAACUAACAUAAAAAUCGAACGAUAUUAAUACUACGAUAUUUUGAAACAAAAUAAAUGAAAUAUUCAUGUUUUGAAUCUUAUAAUAUCUUACCUGUGAAUAUAACACCUAUACUUCGAAAGAAAUUAUGGUUCUUUUUAGGGAAAACAUUUACGUGUAAGCUAACCCCACUGAUAAAGGUGAUCAAAUAAUGCACUUAUAUUGGUAUAAAAAUAGUUUUAAUGGUUAAAAUGGUUCGCUUAUCGUGUGUGAAAAAAAAAAGUUUUCCUUACAAGAAGGACAUGAGAUCUUAUGUGUUCUUGCUUAUCUUGUGUAGAUAUCAUAUGGCAUAUGUACUUAUAACGAGGUUGCAAGAUAUCUCAGCUUACGUUGACAUUAGCUGUUCUGGUGAAGAUAUUAAUUCGUUAUAUUUGAGUGUUGUGAGAUCUCUUUCUGUAUACUUAGACUGUUUCAUAUAUUUCCAUUUUUCAUUCAUAGAUCCAUAUUUUUUUAAAGUAUUAUAUUCAAGCGUAGUUUCAUUUUUUUGUAUAAGAAUUAAGUAAGCUUGUAACCCUAUA
Mizuhopecten yessoensis (Yesso scallop) is the source of this 4950-nucleotide messenger RNA. RefSeq lists its product as uncharacterized. The record is from RefSeq and is a predicted model, not a curated record. NCBI's taxonomy places the organism in Eukaryota, Metazoa, Mollusca, Bivalvia, Pectinida, Pectinidae. The transcript is spliced from 31 exons. Bases 114 to 4406 code for a protein of 1430 amino acids.